GUUGUUUUAUACCCAUUCUCUCAUCAUUACUCACAAUUAUGAGUGUAAAGAUGAACUUGUAUUCCUACUACAACUCAUACUCUUUGGUUGGUUGAUUCCAUUAUUUAGAUCUGAAUGCAUAAUCAGCUUUGUUGGAAUUUUCAACGCUUCUUGAUCAAUCUCGAUCCCCUGGUUGAAACGGUAAAUGCAGCUUCAAAUUUGUAAAAGUUGAAGUGGGUAUUAGCCCAAGGAGAAAAAACAAAAAUUAUUCGUCCAGAAUUUGUUUGGUUUAGUGGAUUUGGGAUUGACAGAAAAGUAGAAGUAAAUGGUGUUUUGGGAAGGAUAUGUGAGUGAUGAAGCAAUGGGGACAGUUGCCCCGGUUGUUGUAUAUUGGUUGUAUGCUGGGUUUUAUCAACUCUUACCACCUUUGGAUAAGUACCGUUUACAUACUAGAAAAGAGGAGGAAGAGAAGAAUGCCGUGCCUUUCGUUUCAGUUGUUAGGGGUGUUCUAUUUCAACAGCUUGUUCAAGCAACUGUUGCUAAAUUGCUCUUUCUGUUGACAUCAACGGCAGAUGCAUCUGGGACCACAAUCCAGCCUUCAGUUCCUGUUCAACUUGCGCAAUUUAUUGUUGCAAUGCUUGUCAUGGAUGCAUGGCAGUACUUUGUUCACCGUUUCAUGCAUCAAAACAAAUUUCUGUACCGUCAUGUCCACUCCCAACAUCAUAGGCUGGUUGUUCCCUAUGCAAUUGGGGCCCUUUACAAUCACCCACUUGAGGGUCUCUUGCUCGAUACUUUUGGUGGUGCCAUCUCUUUCCUUGUCUCUGGAAUGACUGCACGAACAGCUGUAGUUUUCUUCUGUUUUGCUGUGAUUAAAACUGUGGAUGAUCAUUGUGGGCUAUGGUUGCCUGGUAAUAUUUUCCAUAUAUUUUUCUGGAAUAACUCUGCUUAUCAUGACAUCCAUCAUCAACUCCAAGGCACAAAGUAUAACUACUCUCAGCCGUUCUUCGCCAACUGGGAUAAGCUACUUGGAACUCAUAUGCCUUAUGAUCUUUUGAAGCGACCGGAGGGGGGUUUUGAGGUAAGGCUAAAGAAAGACUAGUCACAUUCUGUUGAUUUGUCUUGUGUAGUUAGAGGCUCUCGCUUCACACUGUAACAGUUUUUUCCUUGAGGUUGUGCCAUUCUUGAGAAGUUGAAUUUGUUUUGUUUGAGGCUUUAAGUUCUAGGGAUCCGGCAUGUCAUUGGGUUAUUUAUUUAUUUAUAGUUGCUUGACCAUGUUCUGUAUUGCAAUUGUUUCACCAACUAAUAUUUGCUUUAUGUUACCCGGUAUUUAAAUCUUCAUGUUGUGUAAUUUGUAUGGGACUAGCUGAUGAGCUGUUCAAGAGGGCUAGAAUUGGUGUAUAAGAUUAUUUUUAAGUACUGAUUUCGGGUUGCUCUUA
Gossypium raimondii (Peruvian cotton) is the source of this 1415-nucleotide messenger RNA. RefSeq names its product very-long-chain aldehyde decarbonylase GL1-9. Bases 305 to 1078 code for a protein of 257 amino acids. The transcript has 3 exons. Lineage: Eukaryota; Viridiplantae; Streptophyta; Magnoliopsida; Malvales; Malvaceae. The record is from RefSeq and is a predicted model, not a curated record. Gene Ontology annotation, molecular function: iron ion binding; oxidoreductase activity. Gene Ontology annotation, biological process: lipid biosynthetic process.